UGACGACAACACUGUCAGGUUUGGUAAAAACUACAGCUGGAAAAAAUAGAAAGAGAAAGAUGCCUUGAAAGAGUGUGAGUGUAAGCUAUCAUUGAGUUUAAUAAAGUCACACUUUUCACGUUGUUGUGAUUAACAGUUAAUAUUAAUCAACACUUGUCUGUUAACCCACUAUAAUUCAGUCAAUCGAUAAAUUCUGGGAAUUAACUAGUUGUUUAUCGUCGUGUUUUUUUCUUAUUCUAGAUUUUUUAGACUUCUUUAGAUUCUCUUAUUUUGAUUACAUGCCUGUUAACAUCUAUUAAUAAUUAACCAUGGGCAAAGGACAAAGAACAAAAGGCAACACAAGGCCUGCCAACUCUUUAAGAUCUGCACAGUUGUUGUCAUCUACUCUUGGAAGUGCACCAAUCAAUACCUUCAUUGGAUUUGAUGCUUUGAAAGAACCAAGUGAUGGAGCAAUUGGCAAUUCCAGUAUUGGUUCUCUCGUUGAGGAGGAAGAAGUUGACGCUGAUUUCAAGCUGAUAAUCAAACAAAUGUAUAAGAAGGAUUCAAUCACCAAGAUAAAGUCCUUGCAGAAAUUUGCUGAAUACUGCAAUGAAAAAGAUUAUAAUUCCGUUAAGACUGUCCUUUCCAUGUGGCCAAGAAUUUUUAAUAAACUAGCAAUUGACAAUGAUUUUAGAGUGAGAGAAACAACCUUUCAAGCACAGGAAGCUCUGGUCAAAAAAUUAGGCAAAAAUAUUGCACCAAUCCUCAAGCAAAUAAUCGCAAUUUGGGUCGUUUCACUUCACGAUACUUAUGCUGUUUCAGCUAGUGCUGCUAAAGCAUCUUUUUCAGUAUCUUUUUCGCCUUCAAAGCAAACAGAGGUUCUACAGUUUUGCAAGGAAGAAAUUAUAAAUUACUGCAAAGAUGUACUUUUAAUUCAGACCAUUGCAACUAUAGAUGAUCCAAGUACUGUGUCUACAAUCGAUCGUGAAGCCAAAUAUAAUCGUCUUGUCAGUGCAAGUCUACAGACCAUAACUCUUCUAAUCACCUCGAUCAGUCAACUUGAGAGUAUUAAAGAUCACUUGGAUAGUUUGAUCAAUCAUGAUAAUUUUUGGAAACUGGCAAAAUUUGAAGAUGUCACUGUUAAAGUUAACUGGUAUCGCCUCAAAUCAAUCAUUUGUGAAAAACUUCCAUCAAUUAUUGUUAAAAAUGAAGCAAAAUUUACAUCGACAACAUUGCUCUUCAUCGCUGAAAAAGAUCUGCUGCUAUCAGCUGCUAUUUGGGACAAUGUCUUAUGGAUUCUCGUCACAAUAGAUGAGUGGUGGAAACAUGUCAAUUUAACAAAAGGGUUUCUUCCUCAUCUAAGGAAAUUUAUCAGAGAUGGUGGCUAUGGAAAUGCUUCUACAGUUUUCCCGAACCUACUACCGAUGCUCAGCAAAUUUCCUUUCAAUGUGCUUGAAAAUCGUACUAAAUUUUGUUAUGAUUUCAUCGAAUCUUUUGAGUUUUGCAUUCUUAAUUCCAAUCAUUCUACUAAGGAAUAUACCGGUAUAGUCAAGGCUUAUUUUGAAUGUAUGCAAUAUUUACUGGCAAAAAUAAACUCUGAUAAAGUAGAGGAGGAACUUAAUUCCACUGUUUGUGAACGAAUUUUAGCUUGUGUGGAUCAAAUGCUAUUGAAUUGGAAUGAUAUUUAUUGCUUGUAUCUGAGUGAACUUACUUCAUUUAUUUCCUUAUCAAAGGAUCCUGAAUUAUCAAAUAAUUUAACAAAUCAAAUUGAGACCAGAUUAUUAAAAAUUGUUGAAGAUUCUGUUGAUGAGGCAGAAAAACUUGAUUUAGUUUUAAAAUUACUUUCAUCAAUUCUACGAAUUAACCAAGAAAGAUUACCUAGACGAGUUAAAUUUGAAGAGGAUAUUGAGGAUGACCAAGCCACUUCGGAAGAAAAGACGACCAUGAAAACAAUCAUUUUUAAAGGUUCUCUGUUUAAAGUAUGGCAAAGAUUACUGGAAAUGACUUUAACCAGAGAGAUUCAAUCUCAUUGGCUUAACUCUCUUAAAAUGGUUCAAGAGUUAUGCAUAUCCGUUUUCAAGGAAGCUGGAGACGUAUUCCCAGCUUGUGAUUAUCUUGGCGAAUUUAAAGAUUUGUUGAAUCGACAAGCUAAUUUCACCUCAAUAUCUACCCGAAGUGUCAACUAUAAACAUAUCAUCAACUUGAUGUUGAAUUGCUGCACAGACUAUUCCAGCAUUAGUGAAAUACUUUCCUACUUGUGUUCCAAUGGCGAUGAAAUCAUGAUAAACUUACUCGAAACUUUGCCUAAUCGAAUUGAAAAAGACCAAUUUCUACAAGAGUGGUUCAAAUCACCUGAAAUAUCACUGCUAUUAACUCAAACUUUGCAAAGUACACUGGAUGAUCUCGAUGAUAAAGUGAAUAACAAUUUAUAUUUAGAAUUCGUCAGUUUUGCUUUUCAAGUUGACGACAUUCACUAUCCAACGAUCAAUACAAUUUCUAAGAUGUUAUUCGAUGCCUUAAAAAAUUCUUCAUCUGACGACCAUUCUCGCCAUAUUGUGCUGUUAGUUAAAACACUUUUAGAUCGAUACCCAUUUUCUGCCCAGCUUGAUUCAACUACUGAAUUAAUUUUAAAGAUUUCACAAAUGAGUCUUAAUACAUGCAACUCUGAAAAAAUACCUCAACUUUACUCAUCAACAUUAUUGAAUGGAUUGAAAGCAGUUCUUGAAUACAACGAUGAAGAACAAGUUUCUUUGUUAUUUAAUGGCCUAUCUGAUUUAAUCAAAGAAGCUGUAUCUGCCGAAGAUAUUGACUGGGAAAAAUCUGAGCGUAUCUUAGAAAUUGUUAACCUUGUUCUACUAUCCGUCCAAAAAGACCGUCAAACCUCAAGACAACCCACAUAUUUGGAUAAAUUUUGGAAUAAUAUGCUUCCUGAGUCAGAUUAUUUGGUUCAGAGAGUUUCAUCUAUUGGAGUCAAAGUUUACUUUCCUCUGUGGGUUCGUGGUAAAGUUUUAAUUCACCCUGGAUUGAACUUUGCAACGGAUAGCUGUUACUUUGAUUAUUCAUUCACCUGCACUAUUAUGUCGAUCACAAAGAUUUUAAAAAUUAUGCCCUGUUCGACUGAAUCGUUCAAUAGACUGUUACCGUUUGCCUGUUUCACUUUGUCAGCAAUGGAAUUGAAUUCUAAAAAUUUAAACAUCUCUCAUAAGAAUGAAAUCUUUGAGCAUUUGACUGAUUUCGUAUCAAAUCGUGUUGAACAUCUUAAUAGAGAUGAAAUGAUCAGUAUGCUAAAAGUCUUAACUAAAACAGAUCCUGAAGGAGCAAUUGCAUUAGCUAUAGGACUUGGACCAGCUUUGCGUUUAUCUUCAAAACUGAGCUCUGUCAAUUCAGUAUGGAAUCUCACAGAAUUUGAUGUAUCAUCAAUCACCAUAUUUCAAUUGCUGGGCCGAUAUUUUGAUCCCGAUGAGAUAAUUAGUUUAUCGCAAACAACUUUGAAAUUUGUGCUUUGCCAGGAUGAUCCUGAUAAAUUACAUCAAUUUUAUGGUCAACUAUCUGUUUUGAAUACAUGCCUCAAUUUAGUUGAAGUACCUCCCAAUGAUUUAGUCUGCCCAAUUCUUGACCAUCUAUCAACGUUGAAAGAUAAAAAAGAAGGAGCUUUAUUACUCGAAUGUUCUCUAGAUGAUAAAUCCGAACAAGCUAUCCUCUUCACUAUCGAACUAAUGAAAUUGUAUAAUACGAUUAUCAAGAAGUAUCGUAAUAACCUUACUCUUGAACAAAAGGAUUUAAUUAUCAUUUCAGUUACUGCUUGGUCAAUAACGUUAGUCAGUAGUGAUCUAAAAUCAUUUCACAAUCCAGCAAAGAUGAUAUUGUUCUGCUCCUUUUGCGAUCUCUUCCUGUCCAUUCAGAAUGCAAUCGAGAGUCAAGGAGAUUCAUUUAGUUCAGUUCGUGAGUGGACCGAUUUUCAUCUGAUUAGAAUUGCAAGAUCUUUAGUCCCUUUACUAUUCCGACUCAGCGAACUCGACUUUUCCGGUUAUCAGUUGAAUUUUAUCUCUUUACUUGGUAAAACAAUAUCAUCAAUCUGUAUAUUUGAUGUUGCUGGACUGGAAAGGGAACUUCAACAAUUCAACUAUGAUGAGAAGACUUUUUCAAAUCUCGAGAAAGCAGUUAUCUGUCCUUUGCCAAAAGAAUACGAAUCACUUUUUUUCAAGUUGAAUCAUCUUUAUGUCAAAAAAUAUCCGGCCUUCUAUUUGUGUGCUCACUAUUUUAGUCAAAGAUUAAUUCCUAUGCUGGCAUCGUCUUGUUCUGACUUUGAUAACACUUUUGAUUCCUUAGCCCCACCGAAGCCCUUUUUAUCCAAAUUACAAGAAACUGACCUGAUUGUUGAUACUUUGCUUUCUGACUAUUCUCUUGGAAUAACCUGUUGUCUCAUAAAACCUAGAACAGAUUCGUUCUGUUACACUGUUGCCUAUCUCUUGAAUUGGUUACAAAUAUUAACAUCCUUUAGUCAAUUGAAUGAUGAAAAUCGAUCAUCCUUAGCUGGAUUCUUGACGGAUUCUGGUUACAUUUCAAAUUUACUUAAUAACCUUUUCAAGUUGAUGCCUAUUGCACCUGAUGACCAAGUUUCAGAUGAGGCGAACUUCAUUCGAAAUGUGUUGACAGUUACUCGCCUUGAUGAACUGGAUGAAGAUAGUCAUAUCCAAGCAAUCUCGUGUUUAGUUUAUUUUCAUAUUUUACGGAAAAUGCCUGCUUGUGUCAGAAUGUGGCUCAGCAAAUUAGAUAAAAAAACUUCUGAAACCGUUAAUAGGUUUACAACAUCAACUAUGAGUGAUUUAAUCUGUGCUGAAGAGUUUCAUGCGAUUCAAAAUGCUAAUGCAGAUAAAUUUAAAAAUAUUAAGGUGAAGGCUCGUCAUUCAGCGAAAGAAGUAGUUGCCAUUUAUGAAAUUGAAGAUAUGUCUAUCGAAUUAACUAUUAAAUUUGCCGAUAAUCAUCCUUUAACUCCUGUUACUAUUGACGGAGGUAAAAGAGUUGGUGUUAGUGUUCCUGAAUGGAGAAACUGGCUUCUUCAAGUAACUUCAUUCUUAACUCAUCAGAAUGGAACUGUUCUAGAUGGUCUGAUUCUAUGGAAUAGAAACAUGUGUAAAAGAUUCGAAGGACUAGAGGAAUGUGUAAUUUGUUAUUUCAUUUUACAUGGUUCUAAUUGUCAACUGCCUAAAUUAACUUGUAGAAGUUGUAAAAAGAAAUUCCAUUCAGCUUGUCUGUACAAAUGGUUUGAAAAAAGUAAUCAAUCAUCGUGUCCACUUUGUAGGAAUCCAUUUGUUUUCAACAAACCCAGUAAUCAAGCUGGCCCUUCUAAUCAACAACAACAGCAGCAGCAACAGCAACAAUUGCAAAAUUUUAAUUAACUUACACAUGUUAUUAAUAUUGUUGAGCUAUUUACUUAUUGUAAAGAAAUAAAUUUUUUAUCACACGAAAAACGAGUCCAUACUCAUACGAAAUUUAAUCGAUACGAUGGUAAUAAUUCAAAUCAUUGAUCAGAAGCUAAGAAACUCAC
Molecule: messenger RNA, 5527 nt
Organism: Tetranychus urticae (two-spotted spider mite)
Lineage: Eukaryota; Metazoa; Arthropoda; Arachnida; Trombidiformes; Tetranychidae
Gene: Ltn1
Product: E3 ubiquitin-protein ligase listerin
Biological process (GO): rescue of stalled cytosolic ribosome; ribosome-associated ubiquitin-dependent protein catabolic process
Cellular component (GO): RQC complex; cytosol
Molecular function (GO): ribosomal large subunit binding; ubiquitin protein ligase activity
Source: RefSeq, a predicted model, not a curated record